AUUAAGUGCAAAAUCAUGUCAUACCUGGCAGGCAUCCUUGUAAUUGGUGGACAAGGAGGAAAUCCUUUUAAUUUUAAUGGUACUGGAAAUGGAGCCACCUUGAGAAAGAUCUGGGUGUGGGCCGGUGGCUGGCAGAUAAAAGCCGUCAAGGUUUGGCUUACUGAUGGCCAGUCCCAGGAGUUUGGUAAUCCUGCUGGGAGCUUUUCAGAAUUUACAUUUGAGGAUGGAGAGCAUUUCACUUCCCUUUCACUUUGGGGAAAUGGAGCUGGAACACGUCUGGGUGCCAUCAAAUUCAAGACAAAUCGCUCCCGGGAGUUCUUUGCACACAUGACAGACUGGGGGCUGAAAACAGAAUAUCCAGUUGAUGUGGGUUCUGGGAUCUGCAUGGGAAUCACAGGACGUGCUGGUGCAGAUAUUGAUAGCUUAGGCUUCAUUUUCAUUAACACCAUCAGGUCUACUCAGCUAACAGAUGUUCAAUAUCCCACACUUCAUGAUGUGAUACCCAAUGUGGCUGUUGAGGAAAUCAAAUCCAUGACAUACCAUAAUAAUUCUACUGAAACUCAAGAAUAUCGAAUUGAAACCUCCAAAAAAAUCACCAAAAAGUCAUCCUGGUCUGUAACCAACAAGCUUGAAUUCACAUUUAGCAUGGAAGUGAAGGCAGGAAUUCCUGAGGUUGUGGAAGUAUCAAGUGGAUUCAGUUUCACAGUGGGAAGUGAGAGCUCAUAUGGUUUGGAGAACACUGAGGAGAAAACUGAGCUGUUGUCAUUUCCUGUCAAAGUCCCUCCAGGGAAGACCGUGGAUGUGGACAUUACAAUUGGCCGGGCUAUAGUUGAUCUCCCCUACACUGGCACAGUCCAGAUUACCUGCUAUAAUGACAGUGUGCUGGAGUUUAAAACCAGUGGAACCUACAAAGGCCUCACUUACACUGAUGCAAAAGUAGUUGUGAAUGAAUCAGCAAAAAGCCUGUAAAUUCUACAUCUACAGAAAGAGCUUGUUGCAGACGCACAUGUUUAUUUGGUAAAAUAUUUUUUAAGAAACAUUCUGAGAAAUGAAUACAACAAAUCUUAGUUAUUGUAGAUUUAGUAUAAUUGUAGCUUGCUUUAAACAAAUUUUAUUUUUUAUUAUUACUGUUUAAAUUGUUAAUUUACUGCUAUGGAGAUGAUUCUUCUGCUUCUUUUUAAUCUUAAAAUCUCUAAUGAUUUCAAUUAAUUAAACUGUUCUCUCUGUCUGAUUUUGAAUAAAAACAUCCUAUCACUUUUUUGGCAGCCAGCAUGUGCCAAAAUGUGUGAGACCUCAUUAGUUUUCAU
Molecule: messenger RNA, 1307 nt
Organism: Pangasianodon hypophthalmus (striped catfish)
Lineage: Eukaryota; Metazoa; Chordata; Actinopteri; Siluriformes; Pangasiidae
Product: aerolysin-like protein
Exons: 1
Coding region: 16-969 (317 amino acids)
Source: RefSeq, a predicted model, not a curated record